This is a messenger RNA of Adineta ricciae, 783 nucleotides long. NCBI's taxonomy places the organism in Eukaryota, Metazoa, Rotifera, Eurotatoria, Adinetida, Adinetidae. The record is from the annotation of a GenBank genome assembly.
AUGUCACGCGCUACUCAUAUAGGGCCAGGUAUCACAACAAAUGAUCGUGUCACAGACAUCAAUAAGCACAUUGCUGGUAUAAAAGAACUACUCCGUGAAACAAUGUCUGACAAUACUCGAACUAGUUGCGGCUCUGUCGCUUGUAGUAAGAAAAACGACCUAUCGGAAUAUCUUCAAUUAAAAGAGACAAGUGACUUAGCCAAGUCUGUGGAACAUGAUCGAACAGAAAACAGGCGCGGAGAUUAUCAACAUGGAGAUACAGUAUUAGAGAACGCAAUGCAACAAGAAAAUACUUCUGUUAUGCAAGUCUACCUUCUUGAAACGUCAUUUUCAAAGAAAACUUUCGAGAAUAUAUCGAAAUUAUCCAAGCAGCUCUUCGGUCAAAACUUGACAAUUGUUUCCAAAGAAGAAAGCUACGAUCAAUUACAAAAAUUUCAUCAGCCAUCAUCAAUAAUUUGUUCGUUUUCGACCGAUGAUGAUAAAAGAUUAUUGAACAGUUUAUCUUCCAUGAAUGCGCCUCCAUCGAUCUACCUCUUUGGAGCACAGCCUAUGGACAAAGAAAGUUUUUUCAAAGAAUAUUUCCACAUUCAAUACAUUUCUGAGAACCUUCAGGAACUAGUUGUGCAGGUAGCAAUUGACAUGGCAAUGAAUAAUCGAAUUGUGGGUGACAGACAAGCGAAAAAACACGAUAUAAUCAAUGCAGGAAGGUGUUUUGAUCAGUGUAUUGAGAUUUUAAAACAACUGGACCAUCUUGCUGCAAUCAAUGUCAACGAGAGAGACUAA